This is a messenger RNA of Oppia nitens, 1058 nucleotides long. Its product is annotated as activator of basal transcription 1-like. The record is from RefSeq and is a predicted model, not a curated record. Gene Ontology annotation, molecular function: RNA binding. Bases 181 to 1023 code for a protein of 280 amino acids. Gene Ontology annotation, cellular component: nucleolus. Lineage: Eukaryota; Metazoa; Arthropoda; Arachnida; Sarcoptiformes; Oppiidae. The transcript is spliced from 2 exons. Gene Ontology annotation, biological process: endonucleolytic cleavage in 5'-ETS of tricistronic rRNA transcript (SSU-rRNA, 5.8S rRNA, LSU-rRNA); small-subunit processome assembly; endonucleolytic cleavage in ITS1 to separate SSU-rRNA from 5.8S rRNA and LSU-rRNA from tricistronic rRNA transcript (SSU-rRNA, 5.8S rRNA, LSU-rRNA).
GGCGACCACUAUUAUAGCCAUUAUGACUGUACAGUAGUGUUAACACAUGGUCUCAAUGUUUAUGUUAUUUUUAAUACAAUUUUUUGAUUUUGUCACUGAAUUGUGUCUCAAAAAAAAGAUAUUUAAAUAAUAUUAUAAUCAAAUUAAAUGAUAAUCUGAUUUGUUUUGUUUGAUCACAUUAUGGAUGAUAAUAGUAGUCGCGAUGUCAUUGAUAAUGAUAAACAAACAGAUGUUCCGAUGAAUGGACAAGAAUUGACCGAAGAUGACAUGAAUAAUACAAAUUCAAAUGACAAUCAAAUGAGUGAUAACUUAAUUGAUGGUAUGAUUGACGGCGACAAUAGUGAGACAAUUGAUGUGAAGAUUACAAAUGAUGACAAAGUGGUAAAAGUUUGCGACAUUAAGAACAACAAACGGGGAAUCGUUUACAUGAGUUAUAUACCGCCGGGUCUUAAUGUUAACCGAUUGCGGCAAAUGAUGUCCGAAUACGGAGAAGUCGAAAGGAUUUUCUUGCAAAAGGAGAAACCGAUGAACGAAUCGGACAAGAAAUCGCUGAAGAAGAAGAAUAAGAAAAAAGACAAUCCAUAUAACUGUCGGUUUGUCGAGGGAUGGAUUGAGUUCAAGAAGAAAAGUGUGGCCAAACUGGUGGCACAGAUAUUAAAUGGUAAACAGAUUGGUGGCAAACGGAGGACACUAUUUUAUGAUCAGAUCUGGAGUUUGAAAUACUUGCAUAAAUUCAAAUGGAGUCAUUUGGCGGAACAACUUUCCUAUGAGAAGGCAUUAAGACAACAAAAGUUAAGAUUUGAGAUCACGAGGGCUAAGAAAGAGACCGACUUUUAUGAGAGAAUGACACAAAAGUUUAAAUACAAUUCAAGACAUAAGAAGUCUAACGACGACAAYAAUGCUGACGACAAGACUAGCGAUAAUCGAAAAUAUAAGCAAYGGAUAACUGAUGAAGUGAUCCGAAAGAAUAAGACUAUUGAUAGUGAAGUCGAUUUCGAGUUAUUGAAUAAAAUAUUCGGUUAAAGUAUUUCAUAUUUAACAUAAUAUUCUGUAUAUAA